AUGGAUGGGGCUAUACAUGGAUGUAGGGUGGCUAGAGGGGCACCACCGGUCUCACACUUAUUUUUUGCAGAUGACAGUCUGUUGUUUUUCAAAGCAAAUAUUGAGGAAGCAGCUGUUGUUAAGCAAUGCCUGAUUAGAUAUGAGAAAUUGUCUGGCCAAAUGGUGAACUAUAAUAAAUCAAAUAUUUGCUUUAGUAGAAAUACCCAGAUGGCGCAGAAGCAGCAAGUGGCGUGGUGUUUGGGUGUGGAACUGGCAUCCAAUUUUGGGAAAUAUCUGGGGUUUCCUUCCUUUAUAGGAAGAAAUAAAAGGGCUGUUUUUGCAUAUAUUGAGGAUAAAACCGGGCAACGAAUUGGAUCAUGGAACAAAAAGUUACUCUCACAGGCUAGGAAGGAAGUACUCUUAAAAAGUGUGGCUCAGUCUAUGCCUACAUUUUCUAUGAGUGUUUUUUUGUUACCUGAAUCAGUGUGUUUGUCUAUACAACGUACUAUGAAUAAAUAUUGGUGGGGGACAGGUGCAGAUCGUGGAAUACAUUGGAAGGCUUGGGAUAAAUUAUGCAUCCCUAAGAAAUAUGGAGGAUUAGGUUUUAAGGACCUUCGUGCUUUUAAUCUGGCCAUGCUAGGGAAACAGGCAUGGAGAUUUCUUACAGAACCUACCACUUUGGUAGCAAGGAUCUAUAAAGCUCGAUAUUAUCCAACGACUACUUUUGUUGAUGCUACUAUAGGAAAUAGUCCGAGCCACUGCUGGCGGAGUAUUAUGACCACCCAUGAUCUAGUCUGUGCCGGGGUGCGCAGAAGGAUUGGAAACGGUAGGGAUACAUUGAUAUGGGGACAUCCUUGGUUGUCUGAUGAUCCUAGUCCUUUGGUUCAAACACACAUGCCUGAAGAGUUAAGACAAGCACUAGUGAGUGGCCUCGUAGAUCAAGAUACGGGUACCUGGGAUCCACAUAUUCUCAAUGAUUUAUUUAUUCCUGAGGAUGUGAACCGAAUCUCAAGAAUACCAAUAAGCCCAGAUUAUGAUGACACUUGGUAUUGGAAGGGUCACACACAAGGAAUAUACACGGUUAAGAAUGCCUAUAGGCGUAUUAUGGGGGACUACUCUGAUGACCCAGGUGCUUUUGAUAAAUGGGUUACAUUAUGGAAAUUAAGAGUGCCACCUAAAUGGAAAACCUUUUUAUGGAGAGCUGUGUCUGGCAUACUACCCACCACUGAUAAUUUAAUUGUUAAACGAGUGGAGGUGGAUCCUAUAUGUCCCAUGUGUGGCAAUGCACAAGAAAAUAUUAUGCAUGUGCUGAUUUUAUGUGAUUAUUCUAAAAUGGUUUGGAAUAUUUCGGGAUUACCUGUUACGAAUAUUCAAACUAAUUUUUUCCAAUCAUGGUUCAUAGGCAUGAUGGACUCGUUGUUAGAGGGGCAAGUACGCCUGACAGUUGGGAUCCUCUACUACUUAUGGCUAGCAAGGAAUUUGGCGUUAUGGGAGAGAGCCUUGCCACGGCCUACGGCUACAGUGAAGAAGGCGGUGCUGACCGAGGAGGCCUUCACCAGGCUGAGACGAGUGGCGGCACAGCCGAAUGCUACGGUGAUGCCGGAAACCGAACCGUAUGGGCUCAAGUGCUAUUUCGAUGCAGGCUACAGACAACACACGGAGGAAGCAACGUACGGAGUUGUGUUACUCAAUCACGAGGGUGUUUUUAUGGCAGCCUCGGCGGGGACACUACCUGGUGCCUUUUCACCCAUUAUGGCAGAAGCCCUAGCAUGCAAGGAAGCCCUAUCGUGGCUUAAAGGGCGCGAUAUACAGAGAGUUGAUCUACUCACUGAUUGCAUGGAGUUGCGUAACAUGAUAAUAUCAAGAAGUACCGAAAUACGAUCAACUGCUAAUAUGCAUGCUCAUACACUAGCUUCGUUAGCGUUCGAUCAGGAACAUCCUAUGUACUGGGAUGUAAUCCCACCUGACUCUAUUACUAUAUCCGAUCCACUUCCAGAAACUAACGGUGACCAUCGUGAACGAAUACCAUCGUCACCACUGCCUCCCGCUCGCCGGAGCAUAGUCACCGGUAGCAUCAGCAUCAACCGGGAGCGCCGAAAGAGAGAGAUGUCACCAGAUGGAGAAGAAAAACCGCCCGGAUCCAAUGGAGGAGGAACAAUACCGCUAUCAACCACCACCGGGAACCCAGCGGCGCACCCCUCCAACGUCUUCUGA
Molecule: messenger RNA, 2193 nt
Organism: Ipomoea nil (Japanese morning glory)
Lineage: Eukaryota; Viridiplantae; Streptophyta; Magnoliopsida; Solanales; Convolvulaceae
Exons: 3
Coding region: 1-2193 (730 amino acids)
Molecular function (GO): RNA-DNA hybrid ribonuclease activity; nucleic acid binding
Source: RefSeq, a predicted model, not a curated record